AUGCCGCACACGAAUCCUACAAAAUGUGUUGCUUGCGAUCGAAGUAUUCGAAGUUCAAGAGUACGCUUUUUGAACACAAAUUUUCUGAGGGUUUUUGUGUCGAUCGAACAAUGUAAACGAGUAACAUCUAGCAACGCUAUAUGCGAUGGUUGUCGAUCGAAAUACUAUCGGUGGAAGAAAUUGACGAUGGGUGACUUUGACCAGUUUGAUACCAAUGAUCCAGAUUAUUUGGAACCUGAUGAUGAAGUAGAUGAAAAUAAUGAUAUGGUAAUAGAUGUUUCACCUUCAAUUUCAAUCGAUGAAGAAGAUGGACAAAUAGAUCCGAUGGAAAAAAAGGCAACAACGAUUAGUUUUCCUGUAUAUCGUUGUUCGAAAUCACACGGAUAUUGUAUCGUGUGCAAAACGAAUAAUUCUGAAUCGAAAUGUGUAUUGACAAAAGAACAGCGUACAAUGGUUUUUCUAAAACGAGGAAUUCUCGUACCUGAAAAUACUCGUUGUUGCUCUGUGCACAUGUAUAAGCGUGAACUUACUUAUGAAGCAUUGGAAAUGAUUCAACCUUCAAAACUUGAUGAUUUGAUUUUAAAUGGUGAUGAUGUAAAGAAUUUAAUGAUUGAUUUUCGUUUAACUAUUAAUUCCGCCAAAACGUUCGAUUUCGAUAAUCCGAGCAGUCUCGAUGAUGAUACUUACAAAACAAUUACUGGUCUUAGUCGAGAUAAUUUUCACGAUGUACUUGGCCAUUUAACAACUAUGAAUAAUUCUAACGUACGUUCUGUUAGAGUUGCUCUUGCUGUUUUCCUCACUAAGCUGCGACUUGGAUUUAGCAAUCGCGUCUUAGCUUGUCUUUUUCAUCUUAAAAGCAAGCGGACAGUGUCUCGCAUAUUCCACCAAGUGCGAGAAGCAUUAAUGAAAUAUUUUGUACCAUUAAAUCUCGGUUUUCAACAUAUUACACGUGAUGUAGUUCUUAAUUAUCAUCAAACAGUCAUUGCCACUGAACUUCUUACAAAUGAACCUGAUCAGAUUGUUUUAAUAGCUGAUGGAACGUAUCUUUAUUGUCAAAAGUCGUCGAACAACGAAUUUCAAAGACGUACUUACAGUAACCAUAAGCAUCGUCAUCUCAUAAAACCAAUGAUAAUUACCGCGAGCAAUGGCUAUAUACUCAGUGUACUCGGUCCGUUUUUCGCCAACUCAUCAAACAAUGAUGCGGCAAUUUUAAAGCAUUGUUUGCUCAAUAAUGAACAACAGAUUUUGAAUUGGUUGCGUGACGACGACAUCUUAGUAUUAGAUCGCGGGUUUCGCGAUGUUGUCAAUACACUCACUCGUCUUCGCCUCCAAGUUGCAAUGCCAGGUUUUUUACACAAUCAAAAGCAGUUUUCACCCGAUGAAGCGAACAGAACUCGUUUUGUAACAAAAACUAGAUGGGUUGUUGAAAGUGUAAAUGGCAAAAUAAAAAACUGGAAGUUCUUCGCGCAAACGCUUCAAAACACAUCGCUUCCGUUUGCUGGAAACUGCUUAGAUAUCGUAUGCACUCUCAUUAAUAAAUAUUACUGUCCAGCCAUCGCAAAUAUACAAGAUGGCCAAGAGAUCGCAGCACAAAUGCGUGAGAUGUGGAAGGCUGAAAAUGCAUUGGAACAACAUCUUCGAGAACUAGAUCAAGGAGAAACAUUGCGCUGGUCUAAAUACAAUGCUGCAAUGUGUCUUUUCCCGUCGCUUACAGAGGAUGAUGUGCGUAAUCUCACUUUUGGGUCAUAUCAAAUCAAAAUGGCAAAAUCAUACAUAGUCGAUCAUCUCCAACAGUCCGAUAUUAAUGAAGAACAACUUGAAUUUGUUGUGGAACUAUGUGGAGAACAUGAUGAUUUGGUACGAGCCCGAUUUCAGUCCCGCCAUUCAAACCGCAAGAAAUAUAUAGCUACGGUGAGAUUUAAUGAGAAAAAUGAACAACCUAUAACUGGAUGGUUCUGUACAUGCUCCGUGGGUGGUCGCGAAGUAGGUAUGUGCUCUCAUAUAACAGCAUUACUUUGGCAUAUAGGAGUUGAAAGAGCUAUGGUACCUACAUCAACUCAUCCACUUUCAGCUUCAAAACUAUUGACGGCUAUCGAUGAUAGCAUGACGUUUUCUGAUGAUGAAUAUAACUCUGACAAUGAUAUAAAUGAUUUGCGUGGAACCAUCGGAACAGCCAAUGCCACCAACGACACAGAACUGGAUUGGUGA
Rotaria socialis is the source of this 2208-nucleotide messenger RNA. The record is from the annotation of a GenBank genome assembly. NCBI's taxonomy places the organism in Eukaryota, Metazoa, Rotifera, Eurotatoria, Philodinida, Philodinidae.